Molecule: messenger RNA, 1020 nt
Organism: Tupaia belangeri chinensis (Chinese tree shrew)
Lineage: Eukaryota; Metazoa; Chordata; Mammalia; Scandentia; Tupaiidae
Gene: KLF9
Product: KLF transcription factor 9
Biological process (GO): regulation of transcription by RNA polymerase II
Molecular function (GO): DNA-binding transcription factor activity, RNA polymerase II-specific; RNA polymerase II cis-regulatory region sequence-specific DNA binding
Source: RefSeq, a predicted model, not a curated record
GCCGGUUACGUAAAGAUGAGGGGCUGAGGUCGCCUCGGCGCUCCUGCGAGUCGGAAGCGCCCCGCGCCCCCGCCCCCUUGGCCGCCGCGCAGCGCCGCGCCGCGCUCGUCCUCCGAGGCCAGGGCAGGGCGAGCCGAACCUCCGCAGCCACCGCCAAGUUUGGCCGCGCCGCCGGGGCUGGAGCGCGAGGUGACCAAGGAGCACGGUGACCCGGGGGACACCUGGAAGGAUUACUGCACGCUGGUCACCAUCGCCAAGAGCUUGUUGGACCUGAACAAGUACCGACCCAUCCAGACCCCCUCGGUGUGCAGCGACAGUCUGGAGAGUCCGGAUGAGGAUAUGGGAUCCGACAGCGACGUGACCACCGAAUCUGGGUCGAGUCCUUCCCACAGCCCGGAGGAGAGACAGGAUCCUGGCAGCGCGCCCAGCCCGCUCUCCCUCCUCCACCCUGGAGUGGCUGCGAAGGGGAAACACGCCUCCGAAAAGAGGCACAAGUGCUGCUACAGUGGCUGUGGGAAAGUCUAUGGAAAAUCCUCCCAUCUCAAAGCCCAUUACAGAGUGCAUACAGGUGAACGGCCCUUCCCCUGCACAUGGCCAGACUGCCUUAAAAAGUUCUCCCGCUCAGAUGAGCUGACCCGCCACUACCGGACCCACACAGGGGAGAAGCAGUUCCGCUGCCCGCUCUGUGAGAAGCGCUUCAUGAGGAGCGACCACCUCACAAAGCACGCCCGGCGGCACACCGAGUUCCACCCCAGUAUGAUCAAGCGAUCGAAAAAGGCGCUGGCCAACCCUUUGUGAGGUGCUACCCACGGAAGCCAGGGAGCGAUGGACCCCGAAAGGACAAAACUACUCCCAGGAAACAGACAGACACACAUGGAAACAAGCCCCAGAAGAGGCACCCUGACAGCACAGGAAGUCACUGCUCUUUGGUCAAUAUUCUGAUUUUCCUUUCCCUGCAUUGUUUUUUAAAAAAGCACAUUGUAGCCUAAGAUCAAAGUCCACUCUUGGUCCCCUUGCAGA